GGUCACACUGAUUAAUGGCCACCAAUACGUUUGCCGCAUUAGCGAUUGUGAUCUGAAAUUAAUAAUCACUUAGCUCGCCAUCUAUCCUGAUUCUGUGAAAAUGGAAGACGGUCACAUGAGAGAAAAAUGUGAAACUUUAGGACAUGCAACUGAAAAUCUACAACGUCAAUUCAUUUGCGGUGUAAUCGAAGGAUUUUACGGCCGACCAUGGACGACCGAACAACGAAAAGAUUUGUUUCGCAAAUUAAAAAAGCUGGGAAUGGACUCGUAUAUGUACGCACCGAAAGAUGAUUAUAAGCAUCGUGCGUACUGGCGUGAGCUCUACACCGUCGAAGAGGCUGAUCAUCUAUCAAGUCUGAUUACAGCUGCUAGGGAAGCGGGUAUUGUGUUCUACUACGCUUUAUCGCCGGGUUUGGAUAUGACGUACAGCAGCCAGAAAGAAAUUGCGACGUUGAAGCGCAAGCUAGAUCAGGUAUCACAGUUUGGCUGUGAUGGCUAUGCUCUUCUCUUCGAUGACAUUGAAUCAGAGCUGUCCAAAGCUGAUAAAGAGGUAUUCCAGACGUUCGCCAAUGCUCAGGUCUCGGUGACCAAUGAGAUAUUCACGCAUUUAGGUAGCCCCAAAUUCCUUUUCUGCCCGACUCAGUAUUGUGCAUCGCGUGCCGUGCCCACUGUUGUCGAUUCGGAAUACUUGAAUACGCUCGGCUCUAAGCUUAACAAUGAGAUUGAUAUUCUCUGGACGGGCGACAAGGUGAUAUCAAAGGUUAUUACGAUUGAGUCGAUACGGGAGAUAACCGAGGUACUGCGGCGUCCGCCUGUCAUUUGGGAUAAUCUGCAUGCGAACGAUUACGACCAAAAACGUGUCUUCCUAGGCCCAUACACCGGUCGUUCGCCAGAGCUUAUUCCUUAUUUGCGAGGUAUUAUGACUAAUCCCAAUUGCGAGUUCUAUGGAAAUUUCAUAGCAGUGCAUACGUUGGCCUUCUGGUCGCGCUGCAGCAUGGACUCAAAGAUGAAUAGCUCAUUGAGCGCUGAUAUAAAGCUGGAGACUGAAAAUGAAGACGAUUUACCAGUGGAGUGUCUGUCAAAGAACGUAUACCACCCGCGCUUGGCUCUUAAAAACGCCAUCAAUGAUUGGUUGCCGGAGUUCUUUGUGGAGAAGGAAGCCUGGGGACCGAUUGCUAAGCCUCAGCCGCAAGUUGAGAUGGUUAUGCCCAUAAUACCUAUAAUACCCUCUAUCAAUACCUGCAUGACACUCACGACAACAACAACAACAUCUACAAAUUCCCGCACAGUGCCCGAGGUGAAUACCACCCAGCUUCAGGCUCUAGCGGAUGUGUGCAGCACAGUGAGCUCCACUCUGACUCCAAUUUCCAAUCCGGUGAUGAACUCUUUAGUAUCACCAACAAAAGUUGUAACCAAUGAUGAGAUUAUAAAUCCCAUACCUACAACCGUUGCAUCCAAUAUUGAACUGCCUAAGAAGAUACCCAUAUCGAUUGUGCCAGCCCCCAUAAUGGAAACUAAGAGCGUUGAGGAGACUAUCAAGUUGACCUGUGAGAUUUUCGAGCCUCUAGUAGAAACCAAUAAGGAUGAAACAGUGGAAAAGCGGGAACAGGUUGUUAAUUUGAGUGUGGACCCGAUGCUGGACGAGCAAAGUUUGAGCCCAGGCAUCAACGAACCGAUGGAGUGCAGCAGCAGCGUCAACUCGCAAAUUUCGCCAAAGGAGGCCAGUAAGUUGGUAACCGAUGACGUAAUCAUGGAGGAAUCUGCCAAUGAUAUGAAUAGCAUGAACGUAGAAAGCCCUUCAUCUUCACCACAAUCUAGUGCCGAAAUGCAGGAGCCGGGAGAAUUCGAAGAUUUAUUAGUCAAAACGACUGCGGAUCGAAAAAAGAUAACUUUAGAUGAUUUAAACUUUCUCUGUGAUCUAUUCUUUUUACCCUUUGAGCAUGGCAGUCGUGGCCUGAAGCUGCUAACCGAAUUCCAAUGGCUUAAAGUCAAUGCAAAUGUGCUGCUCCAGGAUCGUAUCGUUGAUCCAGAUGCGACAAAGGCCGUCAAGCCAGAGGUUAGCGAAUGGUUGCAACGUGCCGAACUCUUCGGAAAAAUAUGUGGCGGUGUCCAGGAACUGCUACUCAAAAUUGCCUACUGUGAGAAUAAGGAGAUCUGCCAUGACUUGUAUUCGUAUGUAUGGGAUAUUUCUGGUGCGGUCUCGCUGCUCAAUGGCUAUGUCAAGUGGCUGGCCUUGGGUAAAUUUCCACCGAACAUGGCCACUUACACGGAAGGCAGCUACACAUGGUUCAGUAAAGGCUGGAAGGAGGCCUUCAUGUCUGGUGAGCAGGAGCCUUGGGUAUUUCGCGGUGGCCUUACAGCGGACUUGCAGCGAUUGAUGCCCGUCGAUUCCGGCAAUGAUUUGUUCGUAUACAAGUUGCCCGAACAGCCAACGGCCAAUUAUUACCUCUUAAGACCAUAUCAGAGCUCGGAUGAAUCGGACGUUAAUAGGAUCUGUACACGUACUUAUUUGCAAUGGCAAAGCGAGCCGGAUGGAGACGAGAUAUUGAUGCCCGCGCAGUUGGUCGACAUUGUGGCAGAUGUAUUGGUGGGCGCACAUUUAGUUCUACAUCCGGAAUUGUGCUUGGUAGCCUACGAUAAGAGUGACUCGAUUGUUGGCUAUGCGUGUGCUGCCCUGGAUGUUAAUGUCUUUAUGCGGAACACGGAAAUUUGUUGGUUUACAGAGCUGCGUGAAAAGUAUCCCAAAGAUUUGCUAGAUGUUAUAGGUAAUGGCAGCAGUAGCAAGUCUCAAAAGGUUAUUGCGCGCUUUGUUGAAAGCGUGCACAGCAAGGUGGAUGAGGCUUGUCCACCUGAAGUGUGUGCCUCAUUUCCAGCUGUAAUAUGCACAGCCACCUUGCGGGAGGCGGAGCAGCAUGAUAAUGGAAUUACUAAGCGUAUGCUGACCGUAUUGCUAGCCGCGCUCCGUGCCAACGGCUGCUUUGGCGUACACGCCCGAGUGCCGGAGCACGAUAGAGAGCAGUUAAAUUUCUACACAAAAAUUGGAUUCAUUGAGAUCUACCGCGAUGAUGGCAAGAAGAACAUAUAUUUGGGGCGACGUUUCUAGCAGGCAAGACUGAGCUCUUGGCUACUUGAACACUACCUUCAUCAUUGAUAUUGCUUCUUCUACAUCUGGUCCAUGUGGUUUCCUAAGUACAUGUUUAAGAUUUUAUUUAAUUGACUUUGUAUGUGCAUUAAUCGUUCUUAAUCUAUUUACCUUUUUGUACUCUCGUGAAACCUCUUCUUACACAAUCCUAGUAUUUAACCAAUUGGAGAUCGAUUCAUGCGUAUGCCGACUGCUCCAUUCUCUAGCAUUUAAUUUAAGUAUACGCAAUAAAAAUUGACAAAAUAAACA
This is a messenger RNA of Drosophila arizonae, 3391 nucleotides long. It is a transcript of the gene Oga, whose product is annotated as O-GlcNAcase. The record is from RefSeq and is a predicted model, not a curated record. Gene Ontology annotation, molecular function: beta-N-acetylglucosaminidase activity. Gene Ontology annotation, biological process: glycoprotein metabolic process. NCBI's taxonomy places the organism in Eukaryota, Metazoa, Arthropoda, Insecta, Diptera, Drosophilidae.